GAAAAAUUUAUACAGUAGCUAUUAACGAAUUGGCAUACAACGUACAAAGGCAUUCAAAGUCAAAAUUUGUGGAGGGUAAUUACGUCAUUUCAAGUUUCCAAUAAAUUGGUUGCCCAAUUCGCAGACGAAUUCAAAAGGCUAGAAAUAUCAACACAAUCCAAUUUCCCCCUCUGUGCGCAGCGGCAGAGCAGAGCUGACCUGAGCCCAGCCAUUAUCAUCUUCUUCUCUGCUGUAGUAUUGGAAGGUUCAAUGAAUCACCAUGGUAGCAACAGUAACAGCAAUCCGACCAGGGAAAAUUUUAGUUUUGGCAAUCCAGGAGGAAUGCAAACACAAAUGCCGAUGCAAAUGUCCAUGAGCCAUAGCCAACAGCAGGUUCCUCACUUGUCUCAGGCGCAAAUGCAAGGCAGGCCGUAUUUCGCAGGACACUUUCAAUUGUCAGAGCCUCAGGCUCCGGCAUAUUUGCAGUCCCAGGCAGCUCAAGGGAAGACAGAUUCACAAGUCUUGAUCCGGCCUGAGGCUGCUACGAAUGUAGGCACUUCAUCUCCCUCAAUUGCCACACCGGCUUCUGGAUCAGCAGGACCUGCAAAGCGUAUCCAGAGGCCACCUUCUCGUCCAUCUGGGGGAGCUUCUGGUCUGGGAACUGCUUCUCCCAUGAAAACUAUGGAACUGACUCCUGCUGUACAUAGAGGGAAGAGGAAGGUACCUGAUAAAGCAAUUCCCGAUCAAAUUACAGCACUGUUGCCUGAAUCUGCACUCUAUACUCAAUUGCUUGAACUUGAAUCCAAUGUUGAUGCUGCCCUUGCAAGAAAGAAGGCAGACAUUGCGGACUCCCUUAAAAAUCCUGUGCAAGUUCGGAAAGUCUUGCGGGUAUAUGUUUUCAAUACCUUUGAAAACCAAACAGGAGUAAAUUCAGAAAAUGAGAAUGUGGAGUCACCAUCAUGGUCACUUAAAAUAAUUGGUAGGAUUUUGGACGGUGGAAAAGAUCAUGUUAUGGAAGGAGGAAAGGAGAAGUCGAGUUCUCUCUAUCCAAAGUUCUCAUCUUUUUUCAAGAAAAUUACUGUAUACUUAGAUCAGAAUCUAUAUCCAGAUAAACAUGUAAUCUUAUGGGAUAGUUCUCGAUCGCCGGUACUCCAAGACGGGUUUGAAGUGAAGAGAAAGGGAUCCAAGGAGUUCACUGCAAUUAUUAGAUUGGAGAUGAAUUUUGCUCCUGAGAAAUUUAAACUCUCUCCAGCACUUCAGGAACUUCUUGGUAUUGAAGUGGAAACACGUCCGAGAAUUAUGGCAGCACUUUGGCAGUAUGUGAAGAUGAAAAAGUUACAAAUACCUGGCGACACAGCUUUUUUCACGUGCGAUCCACCUUUGAAGAAGCUUUUCGGAGAAGAGAAGUUGAAAUUCUCUAUGGUUAAUCAGAAGUUAACACCACAUCUCGCCCCACCGGGUCCCAUACAUCUAGAGCAUCGAGUGAAGCUUUCCGGGUCUUGUCCAUCUGGAGAUACUUGUUACGAUGUCCUGGUUGACAUUCCCUUAUUUUUAGAGGAAAAGUCGACAUUCUUGGCUAGUUUAGAGCAGAACAAGUUCAUUGAUGAUUGCGAUGAAUCCAUUUCUUCUGCUGUGAAGAAAGUCCACGAGCAUAGUCGAAGGCGGGCUUUCUUCCUCGGUUUCAGUCAAUCACCUGCAGAGUUCAUCAACUCCUUAAUUGCUUCUCAAGCCAGAGAUUUGAAGCUUGCUGCUGCCGGUGCUAGUUCUGAGAUGGAGAAAGAGCAUCGGGCUGAUUUCUAUGAUCAACCAUGGAUCGAAGAUGCUGUUAUCAGGUACUUAAAUCGCAAGUCUCCUCUGGGAAGCGAAGGUUUUGGUGGAAACAAAUAGCGAGGGAGGCGCGCAGUGUACAGUUGAGUCCAAUGUUAUUGCUUUGGCCCCCCAGAUCUGAGAAUCAUAACUGGUAAUGAAAAUGAUUUCAUAUCUCUUACAUUAGCCAUAUGAUGAAUAUGAUUAUGAUUAUGAUAGGAAGUAGUGAGGAUAUUUAUUUAGUGAUGAUAAUUUUGGUGUAGAAUGCUAUUUCAUAUUUCUUGUAUACUUAUGUUAGUCACUCUGAUAAUCAGCAUGCACCACGGAUUGAAUCGUUGUGACGAAUGGAAGUGAGACUAGAUUAGAUCUGUACCAAAAUGUUUA
Messenger RNA from Andrographis paniculata, 2169 nucleotides. Its product is annotated as SWI/SNF complex component SNF12 homolog. Bases 250 to 1866 code for a protein of 538 amino acids. The transcript is spliced from 3 exons. The record is from RefSeq and is a predicted model, not a curated record. Gene Ontology annotation, cellular component: SWI/SNF complex; nucleus. Lineage: Eukaryota; Viridiplantae; Streptophyta; Magnoliopsida; Lamiales; Acanthaceae. Gene Ontology annotation, biological process: regulation of transcription by RNA polymerase II.